AUGGCCGUACUCGUGGAAAGCAGUCCAUAUCUUGUUAUUCCUAGAGUGCUUGGAUAUCGUCCGGAAAUUGUCCUGCCUGGAACAUUAUUGUUGCUCUACAUCUGCUACCAUUUCGGGAAAAUUAUUUACAACAUCUUUUUUCACCCUCUGGCUUCCGUUCCGGGCCCAAAGCUGUAUGCAGCAUCGUCAGUGUUCUUUGCCCGUAUGGUGUUGCGUGGAAAGCUUCCCAUGGAAGUACAUGAACUUCACGAACAAUACGGCGAAAUCGUUCGCAUCAGUCCGGAUCAAAUUACGAUCACAAACCCAGAAGCAUGGAAAGAGGUUUACGGCUUGCGUCCUGGCCAUCCGCAACGACCAAAAGACCAGCGUCAUGUCUCCGUGGGACCCAAUAGCACGCCGAGUAUCCUUCGCACCGAUGAUUAUAACCAUGGUCGCUAUCGACGUUCUCUGGCCCAUGGUUUCUCUGAAGGUAGUCUUCAGAAACAAGAACCCAUUGUCAAAGGCUAUAUCGACCUCUUGGUUCAACGACUGCGCGAACAAAUAAUAAAGGGCAAUGGUAGCACGAUGGCGGAUAUAAUUCGGUGGUAUAACUUUACCACGUUUGAUAUUAUCGGUGAUCUUGCCUUUGGCGAAUCAUUCGGCUGUUUGGAUACGUCUGAGUAUCAUUUUUGGGUGUCGGUGAUAUUUAGCCACUUCCGUACCGCAACAUGGGCAAAUGUACUCAGACGAAUUCCGGGCGGGCACUGGAUGAUGAGAUACAUUGUUCCCAAAAAGGUGCAGAACCAGAAAAGAGCCCAAAAUCAGCUGACGGAAGCCAAAGUGCAGUCGCGGAUUCAAAAGGGCAGCGACAGACCAGACUUCCUGAGCAACGUCCUCAAGCACGGUGUCAGUGAGAAGGGGAUGACUCUCGAUGAGCUGGUCGCGAAUUCAUACGUGCUAAUUAUCGCGGGAUCAGAGACCACCGCCACCCUGCUGUCUGGAGUGACAUAUUAUAUCCUGACCGUACCAGGCGUUUUCGACAAGUUGAAAGCAGAAAUUCGAGGUUCAUUCUCGUCCGAGGAGCAGAUUACCUGGUCUGCUGUCAACCAACUGAAAUAUACGCUGGCUGUUUUGAACGAGGGCCUGCGCAUGUAUCCACCUGUUCCGUUCGGUUUCCCGCGUAUGGUUGAGGGUGAAGGUGACUAUAUUUGUGGGAAAUGGAUCCCGGGUGGGACAUCUGUCGGAGUCCCAAUGCUGGCGACGCAACGAUCUUCGCUUAAUUUCAAAAAGCCCAACUCUUUCAUUCCAGAAAGAUUUUUGGGCGAUCCUGAGUUUGACUUGGACAAAAGACAUGCUCUUCAACCAUUCAGUCUAGGACCCCGGAAUUGCCUCGGCCGCAACUUAGCUUAUGCAGAGAUGCGGCUAAUAAUCGCACGGGUGAUUUGGAAUUUCGAUAUGGAGCUUGCUCCAGAGUCCCAGGGUUGGAUUGAUCAACUAUCAUUUGUGGUAUGGGAAAAGCCAGAGCUUCGAGUCAAGUUGACUCCAGCAGCACAUACCGUGGCGUAUUAAGAAAGUGAAUAUUUGGAUAUAGUGCAGGGACUUGGAAAAAGUAGUUAUUUGAGUAUGACUGAACUUACAGG
Molecule: messenger RNA, 1619 nt
Organism: Aspergillus glaucus CBS 516.65
Lineage: Eukaryota; Fungi; Ascomycota; Eurotiomycetes; Eurotiales; Aspergillaceae
Product: cytochrome P450
Exons: 4
Coding region: 1-1548 (515 amino acids)
Molecular function (GO): oxidoreductase activity, acting on paired donors, with incorporation or reduction of molecular oxygen; heme binding; iron ion binding
Source: RefSeq, a predicted model, not a curated record